Molecule: messenger RNA, 636 nt
Organism: Fusarium sp. VM40
Lineage: Eukaryota; Fungi; Ascomycota; Sordariomycetes; Hypocreales; Nectriaceae
Source: the annotation of a GenBank genome assembly
AUGACGACCAUUCACAUCUUACGCCAUGGACAAGGCCUUCAUAAUGUGGAGAGAGGAUAUCCAUUCCGGGAUCCUCCCCUUACAGACCUAGGUGUCCGGCAAGCAAGGCAUGUGCAGCACACAAUCAAAGUACAGCCUGAUCUCAUCAUUGUAUCUCCAAUGACUAGGACCAUACAGACAAUGUACAUCGUCUUCGGGGAUCUAAUUCGCAAUGGCGAGACUGCGGUACAAGUCUGGCCGGACCUGCGUGAGUCUCACGACGCUAUCUGCAAUAAAGGCAUCUCGCGGCCUGAUCUGGCUGCUAAAUUCCCUGACCUUGAUUUCUCGGAUUGUCCCAAAGAGUGGAACUUCCCUGCACACACCCCAGAUGAUGCGACGGUACGAGCCGAGAGAGUUCGACGCCGAUUGAAAGAGACUGCUACGCCUGGGGGCUACAAGGAUAUCCUGUUGGUAGCCCACCGUGGCAUUGCCGCAUUUAUGGUGCAGGGCGACAGGUUUAAAGUCUGUGAACACCGGUCUUAUCGAUUUGCAGCUGAUGACGAGGUUGAGGAGGCGAGACAUGGCGUUAAUAUUGACACUGGGCUUAAGCAAGAUUUUGGACCAUCGCUUUUGAUGCAAGUUGGAGAGUCUGGGUAG